This is a messenger RNA of Arabidopsis thaliana (thale cress), 450 nucleotides long. RefSeq names its product nucleoside diphosphate kinase (gene NDPK1). The record is from RefSeq and is marked reviewed. Lineage: Eukaryota; Viridiplantae; Streptophyta; Magnoliopsida; Brassicales; Brassicaceae. Gene Ontology annotation, biological process: CTP biosynthetic process; GTP biosynthetic process; UTP biosynthetic process. Gene Ontology annotation, cellular component: peroxisome; cytoplasm; nucleus. The coding region runs from base 1 to 450 and encodes 149 amino acids. Gene Ontology annotation, molecular function: nucleoside diphosphate kinase activity. The transcript is spliced from 3 exons.
AUGGAGCAAACUUUUAUUAUGAUCAAGCCUGACGGCGUCCAGAGAGGACUCAUCGGUGAAGUCAUCUGCAGGUUUGAGAAGAAGGGUUUCACUUUGAAAGGUCUGAAGUUGAUCAGUGUAGAGAGAUCUUUUGCUGAGAAGCACUACGAAGACUUAUCUUCAAAGUCUUUCUUCAGUGGACUCGUUGACUACAUUGUAUCCGGCCCUGUUGUUGCUAUGAUCUGGGAAGGAAAGAAUGUUGUCUUGACCGGAAGAAAGAUCAUUGGAGCUACCAACCCAGCAGCUUCUGAGCCUGGAACUAUCCGUGGGGACUUUGCUAUUGACAUUGGCAGGAACGUGAUCCAUGGUAGUGACUCUGUCGAGAGUGCAAGAAAGGAGAUUGCUUUGUGGUUCCCUGAUGGACCUGUCAACUGGCAGAGCAGCGUUCACCCUUGGGUCUAUGAAACUUGA